This is a messenger RNA of Hypomesus transpacificus, 3877 nucleotides long. RefSeq names its product Scm like with four mbt domains 2 (gene sfmbt2). Gene Ontology annotation, molecular function: histone binding; transcription corepressor activity. The transcript has 21 exons. Bases 204 to 2897 code for a protein of 897 amino acids. The record is from RefSeq and is a predicted model, not a curated record. Gene Ontology annotation, cellular component: nucleus. NCBI's taxonomy places the organism in Eukaryota, Metazoa, Chordata, Actinopteri, Osmeriformes, Osmeridae. Gene Ontology annotation, biological process: regulation of DNA-templated transcription.
AUGAAAGAUGCCAUAUUGGAACGAGGAUUUGGCCGAGUGCAGCAGCUGAAAGACGUCUCUCGCUCGGGUUCCACAGAACGAAAAAGGUCUCGCAAAUUACAUUCAAAAAAACGUCAUUAAGCCGGGACUGAAGGAGAUGCAGUGAAGGGGGAGGAAUCUGCUGACUGACAGGGGACAAAGGUUGAAGGCUAAAAGUCACCAGGAUGCACUCCCAAACACAGGACAGGCCAUUGGCCCUCAACACGGGAAAGUCCUACAGUCCAACCAAUGGGAAAGAGGAAGAGGUUCACACAGAUUCCAUGGAGGAAGAGGCAGACUUUAACUGGGAGGAGUAUUUGGAGGAGAGGGGGGCCACCGCCGCCCCUCAUACGUCCUUCAGACACGUGGAGAUCAGCCUACAGAGCAGCUUUCAGCCAGGGAUGAAGCUGGAGGUGGCCAAUAAGAGUAACCCAGACACCUACUGGGUGGCGACCAUCAUCACCACCUGUGGCCAGCUGCUGCUGCUGCGCUUCAGCGGCUACGGAGAAGACCGGAAGGCUGACUUCUGGUGUGAUGUCAUGAACGCAGAGCUCCACCCUGUGGGCUGGUGUGCCCAGAACAGCAAGACUCUCAUGCCACCAGGAGAUAACGUUUACCUAAGAAAAGCCAUCAAGGAUAAGUACAGCGACUGGACAGACUUCCUCAUCCAGGAUCUGACUGGCUCAAGGACGGCCCCAGCUAACCUGUUAGAGGGGCCCCUGAGAGGUAAGAACACAGUGGAUCUGAUCGUGGAGGGCUCAGUGAUGGAGCUCUGUGACCUCACGGACCCCUCCCUCUACUGGGCGGUGCGCGUCACCCAGAACGUCGGUGGGAGGCUUCAUCUGCGCUACGUCGGCCUCGACGACGACUCCCACAGCCCUUGGCUGUUUUACCUGGACGUGCGGCUUCGCCCGCUAGGCUGGGCCCAGGAAAACAGUCUCUCCAUGCAGCCUCCAGCCGAGCUGCGUGUUCUGAAGAGCGCCCCCGAGUGGCAGCAGGCUCUGGAAGCAGCGCGGGCCGAGGCAGAGAGCAGACCUUUACCACUGGAGGUGUUCAAGGACCAUGUCGAUCUGUCCAAACACUCCUUCAAGACCGGCAUGAAACUGGAGAUGGUGUCACCAUGGGAACCGCUCCACAUUUGCCCCGUGUCUGUCACGCGGGUAUACGAUGAGCACUACUUCCAGGUCACAGUCGAUGACCUAACCCCCGAGGCCACACCCCUGUCCCAGGUGUGCCAUGCUGAUUCGCCAGGUAUCCUGCCCGUCCAGUGGUGUAUGAAGAACGGGGUUGGUCUAGAGCGGCCGCGGGCCUACCCCAGCCAGGACUUUGAUUGGGCGGACUACCUGAAGCACCGUGGGGCAGAGGCUGCUCCUGACAGCUGCUUCCCCGACACGUGGCAGAGCAGAGGCUUCUCCAAGGACGUGUGGCUGGAGGCUGUGAAUCCUCACAGGCUGGAGGAGGUGUGCGUGGCUCAGAUCACGCAAGCCAAGGGCCGCCUGCUGUGGCUCCGAUUGGAGGGUCUGCCCCAGCCCCUGGCAGAGAGGCUGGUGGAUGUGGAGUCCAUGGACAUCUUCCCUGUAGGGUGGUGCGAGGCCAACGGUUAUCCCCUGACCUCUCCCCUCAAACCUGUCUGCCAGCAGCACAAGAAGAUUGCAGUAGUCCAGCCAGAGAAGCAGUUUACCCCGCCCCAGCCUGUGGAGACCAUCCCUCUCAAUCUCUGCCAGCCAGUUGCCAUGGAUACAGGCUCAGCCAAUGGACGGUACUGCUGCUCGCGCAUCUUUGUGAACCACCGCUGUUUCUCCGGCCCUUACCUUAACAAGGGCCGCAUCGCCGAGCUGCCUCAAGCCGUAGGGCCAGGGAAAUGCACGCUGGUCCUGAAAGAGGUGCUGGGCAUGCUGAUCAACGCGGCCUACAAGCCUGGGCGUGUCCUGAGGGAGCUGCAGCAGGUGGAGGACCAGCACUGGGACUGCCAUGAGGAGACCCUCAAGGCCAAAUACAAGGGAAAGACGUAUCGCUCGUCCAUCCGUAUUGUGCGUCUGGCAGAGCAGAUACCAGAAUUUUGUCGUAAAGUGUGUGUGAAGCUCCAGUGCUGCCCAAACCUGUUCAGCACAGUCCUCGUCACAGACAAGUGUCCAGAGAACUGCUUUGUACAGACCAAGACCAAAUAUACGUAUUAUUAUGGUAAGAAGAAGAAGCCGACCAAGCCAUGCGGAGGAGAGUUCUCAAUGGAGGGAGACGUGGCCAAGCCUGCUCGCCGCAGGAAGAAGAGGAAAUCCAUCUUUGUCCAGAAGAAGCGACGCUCGUCUGCAGUGGACUACCAGCCUGCAGGCUCACCUCUGGACAGCGAUGAGGAUGACGACGACGAGGACAUGGAGAUGCAGUCGGGCAGCGAGGAAGGCACCAGCUCGGAGCCGCGCGAGGACCACACGGACACCUCCUCCGUGGAGGUGGCGAGCAGCCGUCCGAGGCGCGCCGCCACGCUACGCAGGGCCACUCACACGGCCGCAGCCUCGAGCAAAGCAGACGGCCCUGAGGGCAGGAGAAGAAGCACUCGCUCACUGUCCUACAGCCAGGCCAAGUACCAGCCUCCCAAGAGACAGGACAUGCAGGUGGAGUGCAGCGAGGAGGAGAGCCAGCUGGUUCUGGAGAGGAACCCUCUGGAGUGGAGCGUAGACGAGGUGGUGAGCUUCAUCACCUCCACUGACUGUGCCUCCCUCGCCAAGAUCUUCCAUGAGCAGGACAUCGACGGCCAAGCCUUACUGCUGCUGACCCUGCCAACAGUGCAGGACUGUAUGGACCUGAAGCUUGGUCCAGCCAUCAAGCUGUGUCACCAGAUAGAGAGGGUCAAAGUGGCCUUCUACAGACAGUUUGCCAACUGACAUUGGGCACCCCACCUGUAAGCUUUACCUGCCACUUUCCUCUGAGGAAGAGGAGGCUCUGAGAUGACCCUGUGGUUGAGUUCUGGAUUAUAGUCUGGAGGUGUCAGAUGGACAGAAAGUGGAAGUGGAACAGGAAGUGGAACAGAGUUGGCUUCUGAAUGUUGACUUUAAUUCAAUUCUGAGAGUACAGGCUCCUUAAUCCUAUAGGAUUCUGGGAUUUCACCUUUUGCUGGUCGGAAGAUCGGAGUGAAAAUGUGAUGGACUUAUGAUUCAGGGCAGGAAGUAACAUCAGACAAAGUCUUAAAAGAACCCGCCACACUUUCAGGAUCUUUGAUCUGUUUGAGCAGCGUAAAGGGAUUCCUACAAUUAUUUCCACAAUCCCUGUGGAAUACAGAUCUGUGAACAUUGUUUUUCUCAUUUUUCGAAUGGAUUUUCAUGUUCUAUACAUACUAUUUGUGAUAACUGCCACUGCAUUUAAGCAGAAUUAUUUACUUUUAUUUUCCCAGCGUUAUCUCUUUGUUUUAAUUCCAGCUAAAUUGAUUUAUAAGAAAUUGACAAAAAUAUGUAUUAACCUAAGAUUAUAUAUUUGCGAUAAUAUAUUUGCAAUAUUUAUUAUGGUGCAUAUUUAAGAGAUGAACUAUCUUAUGUGGAUACUUGUUUGGUUACCAGUUGAAUUGAUACUGUAGUAAUAUGGCUGUACAUUAUCCAGCUCUUUUCAUUUCCAUAAUUAUGUUCUGUAAGAUGUUCCUGUUAUUUAUGUUAGAUAGAAGUCAAUUUCCUGUUUAGAGAUUGGAACAACUAGCUAGUCAAAACAUUUUAGAACAGGAAAUCACAAGCUAAUUUAUUUGAUCCCAAUUAUUUUCCUUUUAUGGAACCAUGUUUUCAAAACAAUCUUAAAAUAUAUUUCAUAUAAUCUAUGCAAAUGUGGUGCAGAUAUUUUUGAUAAUAAGAAAAUAAAUUUAUACAGAUUUUCAUAGUAA